GGAGAUGGCAGCAGCUGUGCCUCUCAAUUUUCGCGUUCUCAGUCUGCUUGGGUUCAGGAUGGCUUUCUUUAGCCAGGGGAUAGCGUUGCUGCUCACAUUGCUCCUGUCACUGGUAUCAUGGGCACACGCGUGGGACCACCGGGUCAAGGAUACCGGCAACACGGUGCGCUUUAACCUCACUCUGACGUGGGAGGAUUAUGCACCGGCGGGUAUAUCUCGGAAGAUGAUUCUUACAAAUGGGCAAUUCCCAGGUCCUUUGCUUGAGGUGGACCAGGGUGAUGAUGUGGAGGUUACGGUGGAGAAUCAGCUUCCUCAAGGCACUACGGUUCAUUUCCAUGGUGAGUUGCAUUCGUCGUCAACCUCGUUCUCCUCCGAGGAUCUAGUUGUUUGGUUUCUAACUUCUGUCUUCGCAGGGAUCCCCCAGAUAAACACACCGUGGUCGGACGGAACACCGGGUCUAUCCCAGCAACUCAUCCCGCCGGGUGGUCGAUUCCUCUACAAAUGGCGCGCGACGGACUACGGGAGCUACUGGUAUCAUGCUCACGCGCGGGGACAACUCGAAGAUGGACUUUACGGGCCUAUCUACAUUCGACCGGACAAGUCGGUGGAAAGGCCUUUUGAGCGGAUCACCAGGGAUAGGAAGGCUCUUCGGGCUAUGCACAAAGCGGAGAGGAAAACCAAACCGAUCAUCUUGUCGGACUGGCGACAAUUGACAUCAGAAGAGCUGUGGGCAGCUGAAAAGGCGUCGGGCCUUGACGCGAUGUGUGCCAACGCUCUCCUGAUCAAUGGCAAGGGGUCGAUAAGCUGCCUGGGGAGAGAGACCCUGAGAUCGCACCUUUCCGACGCCCGGAAGGAUGUGCUUGGCGACAACAUAACCGACAUCGGCUGCAUUCCGCCUGUGGAUGUAGAUUCUCAAGGAGACUAUCAGCACGACAUGAGUGCGCUCCCUCAAUCGGUCUUCUCUGGGUGUACUCCCUCUCACGGCUCAACUGAGAGAUUUCUCGUCGAUCCCUAUGCCAAAUAUGUCAGUUACGAUCUCAUUAGCGCCGCCGGUAUUUCAUCGGUCAUUUUCUCCAUUGAUGAGCAUCCCAUCUACAUCUACGCUGUCGACGGGCGAUACGUCGAGCCAGUCUUAGCUGAUGCAAUUGCUGUCCCCAAUGGGGCUCGUUAUUCCGUCUUGAUCGAGCUUGAUAAGCCAGCGGGUGAUUACACCGUUCGUCUUGCAAACCACGGGCUCAAUCAGAUUAUCCACACUACCGCUAUCAUGUCCUACGAUACGAUCUUUAACACGCAGGAAGGGACCUCGACCCCGUCGAUCCAUGUCGGCGGAGAUGUAAUAUCGAAAGAAUACACUCUUGCAGAUGAGACCGCGUGGGUCCCCUUCCAGGUGGAGGUGCCAUCUCAGGAGGUGGCCCAGACACAUGUCCUCGAGAUUGACCACUACGGCCAAUCAUACCGCUGGAAGAUGGGCGACUCCAGCUAUCCACUUUGCCUUGAGGAAACCUCUCCGCUCCUGCUCGAUCCCGCCUCGGCGGAGCACGACCUGACCAUCCAAACCCGCAACGGGACCUGGGUCGACUUGAUCUUCCACCUGGUCAGCACGCUUCAACCCCCUCAUCCUAUUCACAAGCACUCCAACAAGUUUUUCGUCAUUGGCCAUGGAGACGGCGAGUGGAAUUACACGUCUGUAGCUGAGGCCGCGGAGGCAAUCCCUGAGAGUUUCAACUUCGAAAACCCGCAGAUUCGCGAUACGUUCAUCACUCCCGGCGCUAUCACCGGGCCUAGCUGGCUGGCGAUCCGGUACCAGGUGAUCAACCCCGGGGCGUUCUUGUUGCAUUGUCACAUCCAGGUUCAUUACAGCGGGGGUAUGGCGAUGAACAUACUAGACGGUGUGGACAAAUGGCCCGAGGUCCCCGAGGAAUACCGAGGAGAUUCGUCGGGAUUCAAAUCCGAGCGGACGCCGACAUGGCUAGAUUGCCUUCUGGGGUGUUGACAUCUAUCUGAUGUAUGUGAUGACGGCUCUAUAUCCAGAGGGACUCGCAUUGGCAAGGACUCGAAGUAGAUAAAUAAUAGAUAGAUAGACAAUACCAAGCACGAUGUGCAUAAUCUG
Molecule: messenger RNA, 2110 nt
Organism: Aspergillus melleus
Lineage: Eukaryota; Fungi; Ascomycota; Eurotiomycetes; Eurotiales; Aspergillaceae
Product: multicopper oxidase
Exons: 2
Coding region: 5-1993 (662 amino acids)
Molecular function (GO): oxidoreductase activity; copper ion binding
Source: RefSeq, a predicted model, not a curated record